CACUUCCACAACAACAAGAAGCUGAAAAACAAGGAAGUGGAUGAUCGCGAAGCAGCCGUAACCUGUUAUAAGGCCGUGACUAGAUACGCAGAAUCUCCCUUUUAACCUGAUAUUCCUCAGCCUCCGGAUCAGUCCACAGCAAUGAACAACAAAGGUUCAUAUCCACAGCAGUCUGUGUACCCUCAGCAGAGCUCUGCACCUGUAUACCCUCCUGCUAUGCAAAUGUCUCCUCAGGCACCUCCUUACACAGACACACCACCUGCAUAUUCUGAGAUAUACCAGCCCAGAUAUGUGCUUCCACCUCAGGUGCCUGGUCAGAUGCCUCAGAUGUCCUCUCCCUACCCUGGUGCUCAGGUGUUUAUGCCAAUGCAGCCCACUAUGGCUGUUGGGCCAGUGAGCCAGAAUGUCCCCAUGGCUUACUAUCCCAUGGGAGCCAUGUACCCGCCUGGUUCAACAGUGAUGAUGGAGGGCGGCUUUGAUGCUGGUGCUCGCUUCACAGCAGGCAGCAGCGUUUCCAUCCCACCCCCACCUCCUGGACAUCCCCCCAAUGCAGCUCAGCUGGCUGCCAUGCAGGGUGCCAAUGUUGUAAUGUCACAGCGCAAGAGCAACUUCUUCCUGGGUGGAUCCAGUGGAGGUUAUACCAUCUGGUAACAGCAACUUCUCAACUCCUCCAUCAUGCCUAAACGGUGUCCCCGUCCCAAAUGAUGCCCCAGUUCUACCCCCAUCCCAUAUGCCACCCUCUUCAGGCUGCUUGGCCAUGCCACAAUACUGAUAUCACCUAACGGAAUGUAAUAUUUUAGAGCCCUUGUGAAAGGUACAGUACUCCACUUGUGACCUAGAGAUCAAAUGAUAAAUGCCACUGCCUGGAGAGGAUAAAUGCAAAUUUUUAAUGUUGUAGAGUUCAUGCCAUAAUUCUUCACUGGGUCUAACCUCUGUGGUCAUUCCAGAUUGGACCUCUUUCAGGCAUUUUUUUGAAGAGAUCUGGUCUCCUUUGAUCAAAUGGAUCACAAAUUACAUUGAGAUGUUCUUGUAUACCUGUUAAGCUACGUAAAUAAAAUGUUGAAAUAUCAGACCCGCAUUAUUUAGUUUAGCCGCUUUAUGGUGAAAGUGAAACGCAGUUACAAAGUUGCAGUUAAAGCGCAAAAAAAAAGGAAAUCUCCACUUGUCUUUUUUGAAAACUUUUAGUGUAGUUAAAUUAAUAGAUGUGUAAUAGUUCCAUGUAAAUACCAGUUAUGAUGAUGAUGAUGAUGAUCAAGAGAAAUUACAUGUCAACUAUACAAAAAAAAAAAAAUCUGCAUCUUGGAUGCUUUUAGUUAGACUUGUCUUGUCUUUU
Toxotes jaculatrix (banded archerfish) is the source of this 1333-nucleotide messenger RNA. RefSeq names its product DAZ associated protein 2 (gene dazap2). The transcript has 4 exons. Bases 142 to 651 code for a protein of 169 amino acids. The record is from RefSeq and is a predicted model, not a curated record. NCBI's taxonomy places the organism in Eukaryota, Metazoa, Chordata, Actinopteri, Toxotidae.